This is a messenger RNA of Ahaetulla prasina, 2085 nucleotides long. It is a transcript of the gene HAGH, whose product is annotated as hydroxyacylglutathione hydrolase. Gene Ontology annotation, cellular component: mitochondrion. The coding region runs from base 92 to 1021 and encodes 309 amino acids. Gene Ontology annotation, biological process: glutathione metabolic process. NCBI's taxonomy places the organism in Eukaryota, Metazoa, Chordata, Lepidosauria, Squamata, Colubridae. The record is from RefSeq and is a predicted model, not a curated record. The transcript has 9 exons. Gene Ontology annotation, molecular function: hydroxyacylglutathione hydrolase activity.
CGUGGCGGUGCGCCUGCGCCAAGGGAGCGCCCGCCGGAGCGGCUGGGGUCGGGGCGCGCGGGCUUCGGUUGCGGCGCCUCCGCCUCGGACCAUGGUCUGCGCGGGCGGCGGGAGGAUCGGCCCCGCUCUGCUGCUGCUGCUGUCUGGCCCGCUUCGGAGGGGUUUUUCCUCGUUUCAAGUCAACUUCCUCCAUUCAGAAUUUGAGCAGCGGCCUCCUCAGAUCGUCUCACAGGCCAACAUGAAGGUGGAAAUCCUUCCAGCCCUCACAGACAACUAUAUGUACCUCCUCGUGGAUGAGGAGACCAAGGAAGCAGCCAUAGUUGACCCCGUGCAGCCCCAGAAGGUUGUGGAUGCAGCCAAGAAGCAUGGAGUGAAACUGACCACUGUACUUACUACACAUCACCACUGGGACCAUGCUGGUGGCAACGACAAACUUGUAAAGAUGGAGCCUGGAUUACGAGUCUACGGGGGAGAUAGCAGGGUUGGAGCCCUCACCCAGAAAGUCUCUCAUCUUACAACAUUUCAGGUGGGCUCCCUCAAUGUGAAAUGCCUCUCAACUCCCUGCCACACCUCUGGACACAUCUGCUAUUUUGUGACAAAGCCAAACAGCUCGGAACCACCUGCGGUGUUUACAGGCGACACCUUGUUUGUGGCUGGCUGUGGAAAGUUCUUUGAAGGAACGCCAGAAGAAAUGUACAGAGCUUUGAUUGAGGUCUUGGGGCGCCUCCCUCCUGAAACGAAAGUCUAUUGUGGCCACGAAUAUACCAUCAACAACUUAAAGUUUGCCCGGCAUGUUGAACCAAAUAAUGCUGCCAUCCAACGAAAGCUAUCAUGGGCAAAGGCCAAAUACGAUGGAGGGGAGGCAACCAUCCCAUCCACCAUCGGCGAAGAAUUUACAUACAACCCGUUCAUGAGAGUGAGAGAAGCGACAGUGCAGCAUCACGUCCGGGAAACGGACCCUGUUCGGACCAUGGGAGCCAUCCGCAAAGAGAAAGACAGCUUCAAAGUGCCGAAAGAUUAAAUGAACCAGCUCCCCAGCUGCUUUUUUCUUUUCUUUUUUUUCUGUUAUUCAGUUCAGGAAAUUGGUGUUUUCAUUGUUCCAUUUUAUUGAGUUCACUCGCAUUAGGGAAUUAAUAGGGGGAGGGAGGGGGGGAAAAAUCACCAAAGCACUUUGCUGUUUAAAAAAUAUAUAUUAAUUAUUCUUGUGCCCUUGGGACUCAGCUGAUUAUUAUUAUUAUACGUAUUAUUAUUAUUAUUAUUAUUAUUUUUAGCUGGAUGCCCGGAAGUGGUAUGGACGUCUCUGCGGGGAGCAGAGGAUUCCGUGGGUUUUUUUUUCAUGGGGGGGUUCAAUGCAGAGAGAUCUUGCUUGCCCCAUAGGCUUUCUAACCUGCCCAAGUGCGUUUUCUGCUCUUCGCUAAAUGCCCUUUUCAUCUAAACCAGGGGUCUCCAACCUUGGCAAAUUUUAAGACUUGUGGACUUCAACUCCCAGAAUUCAACUCUGGGAGUUGAAGUCCACAAGUCUUAAAGUUGCCAAAGUUGGAGAGCCCUGAUCUAAACGUUUGCAAUCCGCAUGUGCUCCUCCGCACGUCAGCAACGCCCGUUUCCGCUGAGCGCAUGCGCCCGUCUCUCUGGGAACGAAACAGCAGCACGGGAAACCCAGCCAAGGAGAGGCGACGUCGCAGGAAGGAAAUAGAGGCGUUUGUAUAUCUUUAAACUAGGAAAACAGCAAUUGUUUUAACAGCACUUUAAAAAGGAAAAAAACCCUUAAAAUCUCAUUUUAACCAGUCCGGUCGUGGCUUCAACUGGAAGUGAUUAGCAACUUCAUUAAAAUAUCCUCAGCGCUCUGGAAAAACUCUGAAUUUUCAGAGAGGAUCCUUGUGUGCUGGGGAAGUAGUGACAGUAGAAAACAGUGUGUCCUUUCUUUUUUCUUUUUUGCUUUAUUUAAGCUGCCAUGGCAGAAUUGCACUUGCAAAGCCUUCGUUGUAGAUCGCCUCCUUCUUCAGCUUGAAUUGUCCUUCCCCGUUGAUUCAGCUAAUGUACAUGUAAAUAAAUAUUAUAUCUAAUAAAUAUUACUUUAAGACAGUG